CGUGUUUGCUAUCACGUGCGAUAACACUGAAAGUGAAAGUAGGUCUUGAGGAUGGCCGAUGAUUGACCCAUUUGGGUAUUUUGAGUUAUUUUUAGCUGGUGACCUAGUUUUGUGCAAAAAAGAGAUCAGUUAAGGGAUAUUACUGGGCAGAAAAUGUCUGAAAAUAUGGUUACACACAGAGGAGGUUGCCACUGCGGAGCCAUCAGGUUUGAGGUUCAAGCACCUAGCAAGCUUCAUGUUUAUGAAUGCAAUUGCAGCAUUUGCAGGAUGAAGCAAAACAACCACUUUAUAGUGCCUCAGUCAAGGUUUAAGUUGUUACAGGGAGAGGACAACCUCACAACCUACACGUUCAACACACAUAAAGCAAAGCAUACAUUCUGUAAAACAUGUGGUGUGCAAUGUUUUUACACACCAAGGUCAAAUCCUGAUGGCUAUGGUGUAACCCCACACAGUCUGGACCCUGGAACUGUCACGUCUAUACAUGUGGAGAAGUUUGAUGGGCAGAACUGGGAGUCACAUAUUGGGACAACAGAUAUACACAAACGAUCACAAGAAUAGACAUUACAUCUAUUUUACAAUAUGAAAUUCAUUUCAUAUCAGAAUGUUUUUAUUGUGGUCCGUUAUAAAAUGUGCAGCGCAUAUUUGCUGAAAUAUAAUUAUAUAUUUUUAACUUAACUCAACUUGUUUUUCUAUGCUACAGAUAGAUAUAUUUUGAUUUGCAAAAGUUUAUCAUUUCAAGUCUAACAAAAUACACAUUUCUUAUUUUUGGUUUUUGUCCACAAGCUGCUAGAUGUUUCAUUAGGUCAUACGAGUUAAAAUCUGUAUAACGAUAAGCGUCUGCUAUAAUUGUCUGAUAACUUUUAAUCAAACUGCUUACUGCAGGUAAAUCACAUUCUCAUUCAUCAGGAUCCAAAAACGAAUCUCUGAUAUAUGGUAUUUCUUUUGUUUAUUUUCUGAGCAUGUGGUUUCAGUCAAUUAAGACUUUUCUAUUCCAUCAGUUGAACUGAAAUUUCAAGCAUCAUCUAAGCAAAAUACUUGCUAACAAUGAAUUAAGAUGAUGCCUGAUGCCUCGUUCCUGCUCCGGCAGCUAGUCUAGAAAAUACUAUUUAUUAGCACAAACUAGAAUUCGUGCCGUGAGACAUCGUAUUCAUGAAUUCACACACUGGCGCUAUGGGCACUUCUAUUGAAUUCGAACGGAAAUUGCAGAGGUUUACCGAUUUUGGGGAUUAUAUUUAAGAUGAUAUUUAAGAGUUUACAGUAAAUACAUUAAGCUCUUUUGUUAUGUUAAUCCCUAUAGCCCUUUAUUGUUAAACAAGAGCUGUCUGUUGACAGCGGGCUCGACUAUUCGAAGCAUUGAUAGAAGUAUAGGGUCAAAAUAUUACCCGAGAUUUUCAGACAAAAGAAAAGGAACAGAUAAGACAAUGUACCUGCAUUUGUGGAUUUGGAUAAGUCUUGCACUAUACGGCAAUGUGUGACCAUGUUGGUAAGCAAGUGUUCAAAGUUUCAAAGUCAUAUAGCAAACAGUUAAUAGACAAUAUAUCGAAUGGUAUGUGAAACCUAGUAACUAAUUUCUGUGUCCAAACAAGGGCCAUAACUGAGCUAAAGUCCUUGUCCUAGGUUAAGUAGACUAUGAGAUAAACAAGUGGUCAAAGUUUCAAAGCCAUAUGACAAACAGAUUAGGCAAAAUACAGACAGGUACAAAAAACUAAUCUGAUUUACAAGUCCAAAAAGGGCCAAAAUUUAGCCAAAAUAGUUGACAGAGUUAUACUCUUGCCUACAGAUGGGAAUCAUGAUGGUAAACAAGUGUUAAAAGUUUCAAAGCCACAUGUCAAAUAGCUUUGACAAAACGUUGACUUGUAUGAAAACUGAACCAAUUUCCAAGUCCAAAAAGGGCCAUAAUUCAGCCAAAAUAGUUGACAGAGUUGUGUACUCUUGCCUACAGAUGGAAAUUAUAAUGAUAAACAAGUGUUCAAACUUUCAAAGCCACAUGUCAAAUAGUUUUGACAAAACAUGGACUUGUACGAAAACUGAACCCAUUUCCAAGUCAAAAAAGGGCCAUAAUUUAGCCAAAAUAGUUGACACAGUUAUGUACUCUUGCCUACAAAUAUAAAUCAUGAUGAUAAACAAGUGUUCAAACUUUCAAAGCCACAAGUCAAAAUAGUUUUGACAAAACAUGGACUUGUACAAAAAUUGUACCAAUUUCCAAGUCCAGUAAGGGCCAUAAUUCAGCCAAAAUAGUUGACAGAGUUAUGUACUCUUGCCUACUGAUAGAGACUGUUAUAAUAAACAAGUGAUAAAAGUUUCAAAGCCAUAUAUCAAACACUUUACACAAAAUGUGAACUGGUACGAAAAACUUAACCAAGAUUUCUAUGUUAAAGGGGCCAUAAUUCAGCCAAAAUCCUUGAUGGAGCUAUGUACUCUUGCCGAAAACUGGACAUGGUGAUGGUAAACAAGUGUUGAAAGUUUCAAAGCUUUGUCUUGAAAGACUUUGUCAAAAAGUGGACUGGUACGAAAAACUUAAACUAGGUGUGAUGUCGACGCCGACACCGUGGCGAGUAGGAUAGCUCUACUUAUUCUUCGAAUAGUCAAGCUAAAAAGCGACUGAACACUGAGAAGUUCUCAUGGUAUGGUACAGCGCUGAAGUUCAGAGACAAAUCGCAAGUGGCACUAGCAUUGAGCAAGUUAAACUGGUUUUAAGACUUUCUGCAUGGAAGUCCGUACAUGCUCAGUGGCUGGUUGACGCACGUAAUAGCAUUGGGUCGGACAGUGUUAUGAAUGGCUGGAAGCAGUCUGGAUUAAAGGCUGCUAUUGACAGUGUUAGGGAUUGAACCAGUACAUGCACUGUUCUUGACAAGCAACGGAAAACUGUGAAUUGUCAUUUUUGUUCUGAAACUAAAUUUGUUGUUUUCAAUACAUGUAAUUUAUCGUAAAAUGAAAAUCCUUUGAAUGUGUUUGUGUGGUAUCAACAAUAUUUCAUUGUACAGUUGUGAUUUGCAUUUAAUAAACGUAAUUGUUCCCUU
Messenger RNA from Mercenaria mercenaria, 3020 nucleotides. RefSeq names its product centromere protein V-like. The transcript is spliced from 5 exons. The coding region runs from base 154 to 558 and encodes 134 amino acids. NCBI's taxonomy places the organism in Eukaryota, Metazoa, Mollusca, Bivalvia, Venerida, Veneridae. The record is from RefSeq and is a predicted model, not a curated record. Gene Ontology annotation, molecular function: carbon-sulfur lyase activity.